Molecule: messenger RNA, 612 nt
Organism: Tricharina praecox
Lineage: Eukaryota; Fungi; Ascomycota; Pezizomycetes; Pezizales; Pyronemataceae
Product: ADP-ribosylation factor family-domain-containing protein
Exons: 4
Coding region: 1-612 (203 amino acids)
Biological process (GO): Golgi to plasma membrane protein transport; protein localization to organelle; intracellular protein transport
Cellular component (GO): Golgi apparatus
Molecular function (GO): GTP binding; GTPase activity
Source: RefSeq, a predicted model, not a curated record
AUGUAUACCCUUGCAAAGGGCUUCUACCUCUAUGCGACAAGUAAAGAGGAGUACUCCGUGUUACUUCUCGGCCUCGACAAUGCAGGCAAAACCACCCUCCUCGAAAAGAUCAAAUCCAUCUACCUCCCCUCGGGCCCGGCACCUCCCAAAAUCGGUUCUACAAUCCCGACCGUCGGCCAAAACGUCUCCAUCAUCCCCCUACAGAACCCCACAGUGUACCUAAAGCUUUGGGAUAUCGGCGGUCAAUCGACGCUUCGGAAGCUAUGGAAGAGCUAUUACUCCUCAGCGCACGCGAUCGUCUUCGUCAUCGACUCCACCGACGUGCCUCGGAUAGAGAGCGAGGUUGUUGCCACGCUACGAGAGGUCAUAGAGAGUGAGGAGACUGAGGGGGUUCCGGUUCUGGUGCUGGCAAACAAACAGGAUCGCGAUGAGAGCCUGGAGAUUGCCGAGCUGAAGGAGGUUAUCAAUCCGGUUGUUGUGCAACUGGGCGCGAGGGAUAGUCGGGUGCUGCCGGUGUCGGCUUUGGAGGGGACGGGUGUCGUGGAAGCCGUGGAAUGGUUGAGGACGAGGGUUAUGUGGAACAAGGAGGCGAGGCCGCCGACAAUGCGGUGA